AUACAGGACGGACCAGACCAACCGGCUAAAAUUUUAUCAUAAAAAAAUGAGCUUGCCGACUAAGAUAACUGAUUUAAUUGUGAAAGACAUUCGAUUUCCAACUUCAUUAGAGAAAGAUGGCUCUGAUGCAAUGCAUACAGCACCAGAUUAUUCAUGUGCAUAUGUCAUUUUGAAGACAGACUCAAAGUUGCAAGGAAAUGGAAAUACCUUUCUGAACGGCAGAGGAACACAAAUAGUGUGUUGUGCAAUUGAAGCCUUCAGGAAGCUGGUGGUUGGACAAAAAUUAGUUGAUAUUUUUGGAAAUUUUGGAAAAUACUGGCAGUCCUUAUGCAGUGAAGAUCAAAUCAGAUGGUUAGGACCAGAAAAGGGUGUAACACAUCUAGCUACAGCAGCCAUUAUAAAUGCAUUAUGGGACUUAUGGGCCAAAAUGGAAGGAAAGCCACUGUGGAAACUUUUAGUGGAUAUGGAACCAGAGGAACUUGUUUCUGUUAUUGAUUUCAGAUACAUGGAUGAUGCAUUAACAAAAGCAGAAGCCAUAGAACUUCUUAAAUCAAGAAAAGCUGGUAAAGAUGAAAGAGAGGCUGAACUAAAAAGUAAAGGCUUCCCAGCUUACACAACAUCAUGUGGUUGGUUAUUUUAUCCAGAUGAUAAAAUCAGAAAGUUGGCAAGUGAAGCAAUCAGUAAAGGUAUGGAAAGAUUUAAAAUGAAAGUUGGGGCAGAUGUUGAAGAUGAUAUCAGAAGGGCCAAAAUCUUCAGAGAAACAAUUGGAUAUGAUAGAUUAUGGAUGGUGGAUGCUAAUCAGAAAUGGGAGGUUCAGGAAUCUAUUGAUUGGAUGAAAAAGUUAGCCCCAUAUAAACCAUUAUGGAUUGAGGAACCCACAAAUCCAGAUGAUAUUAUGGGCCAUGCUGCUAUUGCUGAGGGUUUGAAGUCUGUUGGUAUUGCUGUGGCAACAGGAGAACAUUGUCACAACAGAGUAAUGUUUAAACAAUUUCUGAAGGCCAAUGCCAUGCAGUAUUGUCAGAUUGAUGCCUGUAGAUUGGGUGGAGUAAAUGAAUGUUUGGCAGUUAUUUUAAUGGCAGCAAAAUAUAACAUUCCAGUUUGUCCCCAUGCUGGUGGUGUAGGUCUGUGUGAACUAGUACAACACUUAUCCAUAUUUGACUUCAUAUCAGCUGGUUGCUCUUUAGAAAACAGAAUGAUAGAAUUUGCUGACCACUUACAUGAACACAUGGAAGCUCCAGUUGCAAUAAAAAAUGGCAAUUAUGUUGUACCUACUGUUCCAGGUUAUUUGGUUGGUAUUAAAGAAGGAACAAUUAAACAGUUUGAAUACCCAUGUGGCAGUGAAUGGCAAAGAAUGUUUGCUGAUGGUACAUUUGAACCUGAUGUGUAAAUUUACAGAAAAAAAGUAACCAUUGGCUGUUGUCAUUGGAGUUGUAUUCAUUACUAGAUUAUUAGAAUUUCAUUGAAAAAUAAUGUUUAACCUUACAUGAUCUGCAAUAUUUUGCAAUUGUUUAAGGGUAUUGAGAAUUAUUGUCACAUAUGUCUGUUUCACAAUAAUUUUAGUAAUAGUUGACCAAUCUUUAUAAAAAUUUUAAUUUUAUUUUCCUUAGCACUACACAAAGACUGGAUUGGAAGCUGCUUUUCUAGUCCUAACUGAAAAAUUGCUAAAAUAUUUUUUUUUAACCAAAUAUUUCUGCUAGUUACAUCAUUUAUUUUACAUGAGAUUUUGAUGAUGUUAACAGAUCUGUCAUAAAUUUAUUGUUCCUGUGAUUGACUGUUAAAUAAAGUGCAAAAUGGUAUGCUUAUUUCAAUUAUAAUUCUUUAUGAAAAUCUCUGUCUACUUUGCAACUAAAUUAGUGGUAAUUCCUAUAUUUCAUGUAAUAUAAGGGUCUAACAUCACAUUUCUAAGUAGAACACAAUUUGAGUAUGGAAGAUCUGUGAACAUUAACUGUUAAUUGAUUGACAGUUUGCACACUUUGCAGUGCCGUCAACUAAAAAAAUUGUACCCAAUUACAGCUUGCGUAUUCAAAUAAAGUCAUGCUCAAGUGAUAAGUGUAUGUAGUGCAAGGGAAAGGAGAAAUCAUUUGUGAGAUUGUGUUGGAUUUGUAUAUAUUUUCAGUUUAUUUACUAAAACUUAACUCUAAUGAACUUGUUAACAUAACACGCUUAAAAGAUUUUCAUAUAAAAUUUUCGUUUUCAAAUAUAUUUGAAUAUGUGCUAUAUAAAAUGAAAUCCUGCUGUUUUUGUAUGCUACAUAUUUUCUUAUUUUUUGUAACCUGCAUAUUUUUCUACAGAUCUGAGCUUGCUACUUAAAGUACAAAAUUUACAUUAUACUCCAAUGGACAUUUUACAUGCUCCAUUAUUUUUUCUAUUUAAUAUUGUACUAAUCAGAAAACGUAUUAAACGGAAAUAGAAUUUAUGUUUAAGAAAGAUGAAGAUAUAAAUAUAAAUUUAGAGAAUACUUACGGUAGAUUCUUUUAAUGACAUAUUAUUUAAGAAAUUAAAACAUCAAGAAACUAGACUGAAAAUCCAGAAACUAACAGACCUGCCAAUUAUCCUGAUUUAUGGGGGAUAUCUCCCAUGAGAGAUGUUGACCUGAAUUUUGAAAUUCUUUAUUAUAUAAUCUGCAGACCUCAAAACAGGCAUUCAAAUGAGUUAAAAGGGUAUUUAAGCACAUAUAUACUCAUUCAAACAAUAUAGUAGUAGAUUAAGAACACUUAUGACAAUAUAAGAGGAGCAUUAGGUCCUCUUGCACUUAAAAUCCCCCAUAGAGAUUUUGAAAAGUUGGAAGGUAUGAACUAAUGUUCAGUAACAAAGAUGUUUGCAGGCAGUUUAUGAAUACUACGUUGUAACUACAUACAGUGUUUAUUCAGUAAAAGGUGUUCAUGUGUUAGUGUAUGCUUUUAUAGUUGUUGAUUAAUUGUUUUGGACAUAUUUCCUACUUUUAUUAAAGUAUAUUCAUUUGACUGUUUUUGUAUUGACACUUUUUCUUUUGAGGAAUCUUUUCAUUUAAAUUAAAGGUGUAUGCACAGUUUUACUCAAAAUUUAAAUUCCUUUUUCAUAGGUUGUCAAUGAGUUUAACCAUUUUCAUCUUUUUGCAAUAUAAUUGAAUUUAAAGUAAAAAAAAUAUGAGGUGAAACAAUAUAUUCAUUUUUUUUUAAUCGGAGAUGAAUAUGUCAUUGAAAAUUUGACUUUUUUAAAUACAUCUCUAAAAAUUAAGUAUGCAGUGCUUUGUUGCACUACUUAAAACAUUACAUCAUUAAUAUUUUGUUUUGUUAUAAUGUCUGAAUUAUUACAUAGACAGUGUUAAUUAAAAAUACCUCUUACUGUAAGAAUAGAUAUAGAUUAUUAUGAAUGUUUAAAGUAGAGCUAGGAAUAUGGUUUAGAUAAAGCCAUCAGUAGUGUGAUGAAAUAAUAAUAGGCAUUUUUUUUUAUUGUAUUUUUCAGAUAAAACUAAAAUCCAAGAUAUUAUACAAAUAAUUCUCAUGUUUAAUGAUUGUUGACAGUCAUUUGCCAUUUAUUUUUAUAAGGAACAUUUUAUGUUUAUUGAAAUAAAACUUUCUAUAUUUA
Molecule: messenger RNA, 3567 nt
Organism: Mytilus californianus (California mussel)
Lineage: Eukaryota; Metazoa; Mollusca; Bivalvia; Mytilida; Mytilidae
Product: mitochondrial enolase superfamily member 1-like
Exons: 16
Coding region: 47-1387 (446 amino acids)
Biological process (GO): carbohydrate catabolic process
Molecular function (GO): magnesium ion binding; L-fuconate dehydratase activity
Source: RefSeq, a predicted model, not a curated record